Messenger RNA from Leptidea sinapis, 2525 nucleotides. RefSeq names its product esterase FE4-like. NCBI's taxonomy places the organism in Eukaryota, Metazoa, Arthropoda, Insecta, Lepidoptera, Pieridae. The record is from RefSeq and is a predicted model, not a curated record. The transcript is spliced from 3 exons. Bases 768 to 2504 code for a protein of 578 amino acids.
UGCUUUUAUAACAAGAUCCCAAAAAAAAUUCAAAUCAAAAGUAUUACGAUAUUCAAAAGAAUUGUUAAAAAACGUUUGUGUGGUAAAGGAUACUAUAGCAUAAAUGACUUUCUUAAUGAUUCCACAGAUAGGGAAUGAAGCAACCGCCCUCAGGCUAUUAGACAAUAAGUUUAAUUGCACAAUAUUGCUUGGUAAACAAAAUUUUGAUGAAAAAAAUAGCCCUCUGAAUUUGUUACCCCCAUUCCUCUCAAGUCUGAGGAAUCCUUUUUGGAAUUGGUGGUAGUUUUGACUUUCAAUAAGUGAUGUCACAUCCUAUUUUGAAUAAAAAUAUUUCAAUUUGAACUUGCACAAUGUGCGCCCGUCUAUAGGAAACGGGUAUUGCCGUCAUUAUGCACACCAUUGCUGAACAAGUCCCAAAAAAUCCGAAGCACUGCAAGCGUAAGUAUCAAUGUAAUGUAUGUAUAAGUACAUAGUCAUUUAUAACAAUUCUAUCACCUUCUGAUUUAGGUUCCUUUGUCGCAUACCACCAAGUGACCAAUACACAUCUAUUUCCUCCUCCUUCAUAAAAAAAGAAAUUCACAAAGUUAUUUUAAUCCACGUGACAUGAUUUUAUCGGAUACAAACUAAGCCAAAGUAACAUAAUUUAUCACUAAGCGAUAGGACUGCUAAGUACUUAGAUUAACUAGAAUUUUAUCAGAGACACGUCAGUUCGAUGCUAGCAAAAUGUGAGCGUGUGAUUCAUAAACAUAACAAAUCAGUUCGUAAGCAUGGACAAAAUUAUAUUUAUUAUUGCUUUAACAACAAUUGUGAAUGGAGAUGUGAUUGUUUCUACAAACUCAGGCAAACUAGCCGGAAAGGAAGUAAACUCCAUAAUUCCUGGUUACAAGUAUUACUCUUUUUUGGGCAUACCAUAUGCGAAACCUCCAACUGGAACACUUCGAUUCAAGCCUCCAGUUCCUCAUGAAGGUUGGGACGAUGUUUUAGAAGCAAAGAAAGAAAAAAAAACAUGCGCACAAUUCAGUUUACCAGAGAGUUCUAAAAAAGAACAUGGAUUUAGUGGGGAUGAGGACUGCCUUUACUUAAGCAUUCACUCACCCAAAAUUUCGGCUGAAAUAAAAAAAAAUCCUGUCAUUGUUUUCCUCUACAAUGUACUAUUUAAGACAUCAUACAAUGGCUCUAAAGAAUUCUCACCUGACUUUUUCAUGAAAGAAAAUGUUAUUAUUGUCACUAUUAAUCACAGACUUGGAGCACUCGGCUUUUUAUCUUUUGGAGAUACUGUACUACCUGGAAAUAAUGGGAUAAAAGAUAUUAUUAUAGCCUUAAAAUGGAUACAAGAAAAUAUUAAACAUUUUGGAGGUGAUUCUGAAAAUAUGACACUAAUGGGUAACCAAGGUGGAAGUGUUUUAGUUGACAUACUAUUACGAUCACCUAAGGCAAAGGGACUUUUCAGCAAAGCUAUCCUACAAAGUGGAACAUCAUGGAAUUCUAUGGCAUUUGGAAGAGAAUCAGAAAAGAAGGCAAUUAGUCUAUCAGAACAUCUUGAGAAUAAAGCUACAACGAGUAAGUCUAUAAUUGAGAGACUAUCAAAUGUGUUAGCAGAGAAUAUUACUGCAGCUGAACUGUUAUGCUCUCAUCCAGAUGAAGCAAGGUCUAUUCAAAGAGGCAUACUUCCGUUUGCUCCUGUAAUUGAACCGGAUCAUCCUGAUGCUAUUAUAACAGAAUAUCCUGAAGAAAAUAAAGAUAAAAUUGAAAUACCAAUAAUGAUUGGUUACAACUCCCGAGAGGGUAUCGAUCUAUCCGAAAGAUUUCUUCAAAAGCCUCAGUUUCUUACCUACGCUGAUAGAGAUUUCCUAAUGUUACUGCCAAUUCGGACUGACUUUCAUUUCCAGAAUAAUGAUGAGGUAUAUUUUAAAGCGGUACAAGAAAUAAAGGAUUUUUACUUUAACGAAGGCUAUAUUAAAGUUGGGAAACCCGGUGAAUAUUUAUCCUACAUACACGAUGUUUCAGUAUUUUAUCCCAUUGAUUUUACUGUUAGAUCAUAUGCGGAAAUUUCGUCGGCUCCCAUUUACUACUAUAUGUUUGACUACAGUGGAGAUUUGAAUUACAAGAAGAAGUCUUCGCUAAAAGAUGCAGUAACAAUCGAUGGCACGUGGGGAUCUUCAACUGGGGAUGAAUUGUGUUACUUAUUUAUUUGCAAUCCAAUAAGGAAAACAUACAAAAAACUGUUAGACGAAGAAGAGUCUGAAGAGAUUAAAGUAUUGGAGACAAUGGUGGGCUUAUGGACAAAUUUUGCAAAAACUGGCAAUCCUACGCCACAUGCAGAUGAGGUUACUUGGAAUCCAGUGACGAAAGAAAAAAAGGAAAUUCUAGUUAUAAGUGAAGAGUUAAAAAUGAAAACCAACCUCCAUGAAGAUAAAGUAAGAUUCUGGGAUGAUUUUCUUGAAAGAUACAAUAAUAUAGCAGUUGAUGGAGUUGUUAAAGAUUUAAUUAAAGAUGAAUUAUAGUUACAUUUCUACUUACUAAAA